Messenger RNA from Melospiza georgiana, 2521 nucleotides. It is a transcript of the gene TMCC2, whose product is annotated as transmembrane and coiled-coil domain family 2. The coding region runs from base 16 to 2109 and encodes 697 amino acids. The transcript has 5 exons. Lineage: Eukaryota; Metazoa; Chordata; Aves; Passeriformes; Passerellidae. Gene Ontology annotation, biological process: amyloid precursor protein metabolic process. The record is from RefSeq and is a predicted model, not a curated record. Gene Ontology annotation, cellular component: endomembrane system.
CACGGCGCUCCCGGGAUGAAGCGGUGCCGCUCGGACGAGCUGCAGCAGCCCGAGGAGGAUCCCGGCGCCGCGGGGGAAUCGCCCGGUCACGGAGUGAUGGAGGGCAAGGCCGGCGAGGCGGCGGCGGCCCCCGAGGCGGGCGCUGUCCCGGCGCCGCCGCGCUCCAAACCCCCUGACCUGAAGAAAAUCCAGCAGCUCUCCGAGGGCUCCAUGUUCAGCCACGGCCUCAAGCACCUGUUCCACAGCCGGCGGCGCUCGCGGGAGCGCGACCAGCAGAGCUCGCAGGAGCCGGCCACCCCGGGCCCACCGACAGCCAUGGCCUCGUGCACACCCCACGGCGUGGCCUCGGACCACGAGUCCCCGGACGAGAAGGAGCGCUCCCCGGAGAUGCACCGCGUGUCCUACGCCGUGUCCCUGCACGACCUGCCCGCCCGGCCCACGGCCUUCAACCGCGUGCUGCAGCAGAUCCGCUCGCGGCCCUCCAUCAAGCGCGGCACCAGCCUGCACGGCGCCGGCCGCCGCGCCAAGAGCGGCUCGCUGGAGCCCCAGAAGGGCAGCCCCCACCUGGGCCGCAAGGCCCCCCAGGACAGCGGCCUCACGGCCAUCCUGCACCAGCACCAGGGCAGGCCCAGGUCGUCCUCCACCACGGACACGGCCAUCCUGCUGGCUGAGGGAGGGGCCGUCUACCUGCUGGCUGAGGAUGGUGAGGGGCUGGCGGAUAAGCUGGACAAGGGCGACGUGACCACCCUGAACCUGCCGGCGGGCGCCGGGGGGCACGGUGACACCGACGGCCCCGUGUGCCUGGACGUGCCCGAUGGCACCCCCGACCCUCAGCGCACCAAAGCCGCCAUCGAGCACCUGCACCAGAAGAUCCUCAAGAUCACGGAGCAGAUCAAGAUCGAGCAGGAGGCGCGCGACGACAACGUGGCCGAGUACCUGAAGCUGGCCAACAACGCCGACAAGCAGCAGGCGUCGCGCAUCAAGCAGGUGUUCGAGAAGAAGAACCAGAAGUCGGCGCAGACCAUCGCGCAGCUGCACAAGAAGCUGGAGCACUACCACAAGAAGCUGAAGGAGAUCGAGCAGAACGGCCCCAGCCGCCAGCCCAAGGAUGUUUUCCGGGACAUGCACCAAGGGCUGAAGGACGUGGGCGCCAACGUGCGCUCCAGCAUCAGCGGCUUCAGCGGCGGCGUGGUGGAGGGCGUCAAGGGCGGCCUCUCGGGGCUCUCGCAGGCCACGCACACGGCCGUGGUGUCCAAGCCGCGCGAGUUCGCCAGCCUGAUCCGCAACAAGUUCGGCAGCGCCGACAACAUCGCGCACCUCAAGGACACGCUGGACGACGGGCACCCCGAGGAGGCCUCGCGCGCGCUGAGCGGCAGCGCCACGCUGGUGUCCAGCCCCAAGUACGGCAGCGAUGACGAGUGCUCCAGCGCCACCUCGGGCUCUGCCGGCGGCAGCAACUCGGGGGCAGGCCCCGGCGGCUUGGGGAGCCCCAAGUCCAACACGCUGGACAGCCACCACAACAACUUCGACACCAUCCUGGAGGAGCUGCGCGAGAUCAAGGACAGCCAGUCGCACCUGGAGGACUCCAUGGAGGACCUGAAGGCGCAGCUGCAGAGGGAUUACACCUACAUGACCCAGUGCUUGCAGGAGGAGCGAUACAGGUACGAGCGGCUGGAGGAGCAGCUGAACGACCUGACGGAGCUGCACCAGAACGAGAUGACCAACCUGAAGCAGGAGCUGGCCAGCAUGGAGGAGAAGGUGGCCUACCAGUCCUACGAGAGGGCUCGGGACAUCCAGGAGGCCGUGGAGUCGUGCCUGACGCGGGUGACCAAGCUGGAGCUGCAGCAGCAGCAGCAGCAGGUGGUGCAGCUGGAAGGCGUGGAGAACGCCAACGCCCGGGCCCUGCUGGGCAAGUUCAUCAACGUCAUCCUGGCCCUGAUGGCCGUGCUGCUCGUCUUCGUCUCCACCAUCGCCAACUUCAUCACGCCGCUCAUGAAGACCCGCAUGCGCAUCCUCAGCACCGCCCUGCUCGUCCUCUUCCUCUUCUUCCUCUGGAAGCACUGGGACUCCAUCAGCUACUUGCUGGAGCACGUGCUGCUCCCCAGCUGAUCCCACAGCCCCCGGGGAGUUUUGGUUUCCCGACGAGGAGAGGGACACAAAGGGGGUGAGGGCCCGGAGCCUUCUCCCUGCUCGGUUCAGCUGCAGCCCCUCCACGGUGGCCUCUUGGAUCUGGGAUCCCUCUGGGAUGUUUGGGAAGGGUGGGCUGGGGAGCAAGGAGGAGUUUUGGAAGGCACCAGCGAUUUCUGGCUUUUUCUAAAGGGUUUUGGGUGGUUUUUUUGGGGUGGUUUUUUUGAAGGUCGUGCUGAAGUCCCCAAGAAGGAGAUCAUCUCCAAGGGUCUUCAGUUGGUGGGAAGGAUUGAGCUGGACCAAAGCUGGCUCUGGGAGAACUUCCAGCAGGGAGAGAAGAGGGGUUCAUUGGGGCAGGAGUUUCCCUUUCAGGCAGGAUUUUCCCUUUCAGGCA